Purpureocillium takamizusanense is the source of this 1315-nucleotide messenger RNA. It is a transcript of the gene POP4, whose product is annotated as Ribonuclease P. Lineage: Eukaryota; Fungi; Ascomycota; Sordariomycetes; Hypocreales; Ophiocordycipitaceae. Bases 87 to 824 code for a protein of 245 amino acids. Gene Ontology annotation, molecular function: ribonuclease P RNA binding. Gene Ontology annotation, cellular component: ribonuclease P complex; ribonuclease MRP complex. The record is from RefSeq and is a predicted model, not a curated record. The transcript has a single exon. Gene Ontology annotation, biological process: rRNA processing; tRNA 5'-leader removal.
AUCCAUUCCGAGGUGCCUCGGAUCACCAUCGCCAUCACCAACCCCUCCCCGCCUCUGCUCUCCUCGGAGCCUGUCGUCGCGGCGCCAUGGCGACCCCAAUGGAGCAGCAGCAGCAGCAGCUCCUCGCCCAGCGGCAAAAGGAAAACGCCAUUGCCACGCAGAACCUCCUCGCGCGAGCGCACUCGCCCGACAGCGCAAGCCGCAUCUACGCCGACAAGAUCCAACACCGCACCCUUCACCUCCGGCCUUCGUCACCUCCGUCCGCUGUCGUCAACGCAAGGGCCGCCAGGCGCAAGGCCCGCGAGGCGGCAAAGGCCAAGUGCAAAAUCCGGCCCAAGCCCCUGUCGUCCCGCGAGCGACGCCAGCUCGGCCUCCACGACAUCUCUCGACACGGUCACAAAUACGAAAUCUAUGAGCCACUCAAUGCCCUUUGGCGCGGAUAUGCCCGCGAAGUGCUUGGCAACGACAUCUUCACCGGCGGUCCUACGGCCGCCGCCAAGUUGGCCAGCGCCGAGCUGCACGGCGCUCUUGUUGAGGUGGUGAGGAGCCGCUGCCCAGGCCGCGUCGGUAUCCAGGGCAUCGUCGUGCGUGACCGCAAGUUCGUCCUCGAAAUCAUCACAAAACAACGGGGACUCAAGCUCGUGCCAAAGGAGGGCACAACGUUCCGCAUCCAGAUCCCUGCUGCCGAAGCCUCAGCUUCAGAGCAACAGGCACUGGAGGAGCCCAAGCAUUUCGCUUUCGACGUCCUCGGUGAUCAGCUGAUGUUGCGCUCUGCGGAUCGAGCGAAUCGAAAGUUUAAGCACCAUUUCCUGACCAACCUCUAAAUUCUCGGUACGAAGAUGCAGCCGUCACUCAUCAUCACUGGCUCAAACCUUGCCUUUUGGCUUCUGCUUGGUUCAGGGGUGCAUUGGUGCCUGGAACCGCAAAUGGGCAGGUAUAAAGUCGACUGCGGCCUACCGAGCGCGCCAUAAGCUGUCUCCAGUCCCUCGGAUAUCGGGCCCUGCUACGCACCAUCUGCCACGACGACGAUGGAGCGGCAAACAAGGCCUGAACCAAGCGAAAAGGCAGUCUCGAAUAUGUUGGAGCCAUGGGCUAGUGGGGAGGCCUGUCGCCAUACACCCCAGCGCCUACCGCAGCCUUGCUGCAACCUAGUCCAGGGCAUCAUAGCAGUGCAAGCACUGGCCCUACUAGACAGCAUCCAUUUCGCGCUCUGGAUGUACAGCAAUGCAAGCGAGCGGGUAUAUCUAGGCAGUUCCAUUCACGUAAGGAGAAUCAUCCCUUACAACGUUCGUUGGUUUAGCAUGCUGACGCGGCG